AUGGCUAUCACUGACCCCAUCGUCGUUUCAAAAUCUUUGCCAACCAUUUACCUCGAUCUCCUCCGAGCCGAGAAUGAAGCAGAGAGCAAGAAGUUGCUCGACGCUUGUCGAAACUAUGGGUUCUUCUAUCUCGAUUUGACCAGCGAUCCAGAGUUAUGCAAGCUCUGGGAUGAAAUGCUCCUAGUGAUGAAGUAUUACUUUGAACAGUCGCUUAAAGUUAAGAUGCAGGACGCUCGAGGGGAUGACAAUUUUGGUUAUGAGGGUAUGGGUACCGAAGAGGGCCCCAAGCCAAAAACAAGAGACGGCUACGAAUCUCUCAAGAUUUCCCGUCGAGAAUUUCUCAAAGGCUCGACUGACCUUACUUCCUCGGUCCGCUCCCAAUCAGAUGUCUUCUUCUCAUUUAUCAAAGACGCUCACAAUAUCACCCUUAUGAUUCUCUCGCGUCUCUCAACUCAGCUAGGCCUCACCGGCUCCAAGCGGUUCGAGUCCUAUCACGCCGACCCUGUGGCAGGAGUGACCUCGCUUUCAACACUUGGCAUGUUGCGCUACCCAAAACACGAAGAAGGCACCGAGCCCACUAGAGUAGGCCACAACAAGCACACUGACGUUGGUACUCUCACCUUCUUGCUUGCUAGACAAUGGGGUCUUCAAUUCCUCUCCCCGGUUACUAAACAAUGGGAAUUUCUCGAGCCCCGGGCUGGCCACGCCAUCAUCAACGUCGGUGACAGUCUCCGCUUUCCAUCUGGGGGAGAGCUAGCGAGUGUUGUGCAUCGCGUCGUUCCGCUCAAGCAAAGACAAGACGUGGAUCGGUAUAGCAUUGCAUAUUUCUUGCGCCCGAACGAUGAUGUGAAAUUCAGUGACUCAAACGGAAAGGCUUGGACGGCAAAGGAGUGGCACGAUUUCAAGUUCAACGUAUUCAAGAGUCCAAGUACCUUGGAUGCGAAUGGGCAAUUUUUGACGGGUAUGAUGGCGGAGAAUGAUAGGUUCGUGGAGCGUGAUAGUAAGAUUUCUGUUGCGGUAUAA
Messenger RNA from Botrytis sinoallii, 1023 nucleotides. RefSeq lists its product as uncharacterized. NCBI's taxonomy places the organism in Eukaryota, Fungi, Ascomycota, Leotiomycetes, Helotiales, Sclerotiniaceae. The record is from RefSeq and is a predicted model, not a curated record. The coding region runs from base 1 to 1023 and encodes 340 amino acids. The transcript is spliced from 3 exons. Gene Ontology annotation, molecular function: dioxygenase activity.